Messenger RNA from Lolium rigidum, 825 nucleotides. Its product is annotated as xyloglucan endotransglucosylase/hydrolase 2-like. Gene Ontology annotation, biological process: xyloglucan metabolic process; cell wall biogenesis. Gene Ontology annotation, molecular function: xyloglucan:xyloglucosyl transferase activity; hydrolase activity, hydrolyzing O-glycosyl compounds. NCBI's taxonomy places the organism in Eukaryota, Viridiplantae, Streptophyta, Magnoliopsida, Poales, Poaceae. Gene Ontology annotation, cellular component: apoplast; cell wall. The transcript has 3 exons. The record is from RefSeq and is a predicted model, not a curated record. The coding region runs from base 1 to 825 and encodes 274 amino acids.
AUGGGCCAGGCUAGGGCUUACCUCCUAGCCUCCCUAGCGGCGUUCUACCUCAUCACCUUAGCCACCCCACAGGUCACCGCCUACAUCACAGAUGAACUUGAGACCAUGUGGGGCAGCUCCAGAGUUGUCGACGACAGUAUCGCUCUGAGCCUCCACCGCGGGAUGACCUCCGCAUUCCGCUCGAAAAAAACCUAUCUCUUCGGGAGGAUUGACAUUGAUAUCAAGCUCGUUCCCGGGAACUCAGCCGGCACCGUGACCACAUUUUAUACGAUGACAGAGGGAUCAUGGAAUUUCCAUAAUGAAAUCGACAUUGAAUUCUUGGGGAACUCCAGCGGUGACCCCUACACCAUGCACACCAACCUGUACGCCAGAGGGAAAGGCAGCAGGGAGAAGGGGUACCGGCUUCCGUUUGAUCCCACCCAGGACUUCCACACCUACAGCAUCAUUUGGAGUCAGCAAUCCAUCCAAAUCCUUGCUGAUAACAAGCUGCUCCGGCAUAUCAAGAACAAGGAGAGUACUGGUGGUGCCCCCUAUCCAAACUUUCAACCAAUGAGGGUGUACUGCACCAUCUGGGAUGCCGACGACUGGGCGACGCAGGGCGGGCGGGUCAAGACCGACUGGUCACUAGCGCCAUUCACAGCGUACUUCCGGAACUUCAAGGCCACCUCCUGCUCUCCAAACCAGGGCUCCAAGAUGUGCGGCCAGGAGCUGGACGACGCGCAGAAACAGCAAGUGCAGGAGGUGGAUGCCAACAGCAAGAUCUAUGAUUACUGCGCUGACCCAAAGAGGAGGAUUGGGUCCACCGAGGAGUGCAAGUCACAGUAG